Messenger RNA from Lampris incognitus (smalleye Pacific opah), 4929 nucleotides. It is a transcript of the gene rbm26, whose product is annotated as RNA binding motif protein 26. Gene Ontology annotation, molecular function: metal ion binding; RNA binding. Gene Ontology annotation, biological process: mRNA processing. Gene Ontology annotation, cellular component: nucleus. The record is from RefSeq and is a predicted model, not a curated record. Bases 372 to 3449 code for a protein of 1025 amino acids. Lineage: Eukaryota; Metazoa; Chordata; Actinopteri; Lampriformes; Lampridae. The transcript has 22 exons.
AGCAGAUUUUUUGGCAAGUGUAGAGCACUCCGAAAGAAAAAAAAAAAGGGAAAUUAUCACAACUACCGGCAAGUUUCGCGGAUUUGAUUGGGGGCAGAUGUCAAGAAAGCAGACUCUCUCUCACUCAGUAUUUUAUAUUUAUGAAAUUGCAAGACUCUGAAAUCGCAGAGCACGCUUGGGCCUUCGAGGCAGCGGCUAGCUUAAUUUAGCUAGGGGCAACAUUGCAUUUAGCACCACAGCCUGGCCGGAGACCACUGAAGUGUCGUGCUCGCCGGCUAAUGUCGACUAGCCGCCUGUUCAGAAAGACAAGUAACGUUACACCAGCUAACGUUAAAACUGGCCAUCGCGGAGGGAAAAUCUAGCUGUCUAAAAUGAUAAUUGACAACCUUGAUGCCUUGAAAACAUGGCUUUCUAAAACCCUCGAGCCCAUCUGUGACGCCGACCCCUCUGCCCUCGCUAAGUAUGUCGUUGCUUUGGUAAAGAAAGACAAGAGUGAAAGGGAACUCAAAGCUCUGUGUAUUGACCAGCUGGAUGUAUUUCUUCAGAAAGAGACUCAGACAUUUGUGGAUAAGCUGUUUGAAGCUGUGAACAACAAAAGCUACCUCCCUCUGCUGGAACAGUCUUCUGUGGUCAAAGCUGAUAUUUACGUGAAGCAAGAGAAAGAUGAUCAAAAAAAGGAUGAGACAAAUCGAGAUGAGGAACGAGAGAAAAAAUUUCCCCGACGAGUGAAUCACAGCCCUCCACAAUCAAGCUCUCGCUACAGUAGAGAUGGCAGGCGUGGAGAUGACCGGGGCAAGAGGGAUGACCGCUCCAGGAAGAGAGAUUAUGACCGCAACCCUCCAAGGAGGGACUCUUAUCGUGAUCGCUACAACCGCAGAAGGGGCCGCAGCCGCAGCUACAGCCGGAGUCGUAGUCGUAGCUGGAGCAAGGAACGCAUGCGAGACCGGGAAAGAGACAGGGAUAGGGAACGGGAUAGAGACAGGGACAGAGAUAGAGACAGGGAUCGAGACCGCAGUAGGAGCAGGUCACACAGCAGAAGCCGGUCAAGAAGCCGGACUAGAGAACAUGAUUCCGGGAAGUUAAAGUAUGAACACGACAGGACAGACAGGCCUGAUGGUGGUGAGGGCUACACACCUACAAUCUUGGUUUCCACUGCAGCGACUUCACAUUUCCCUGUGCCAACACUAAGCAGCACUAUCACAGUCAUUGCUCCCACACAUCACCAUAGCAACAACACCACCGAGAGUUGGUCAGACUUCCCCUCCGAACACCCUGUGGAUCGUGGCCCCUUCAGCAGGGCCCCACCUUCUCAACAGAGAAAACGUUGCCGUGACUACGAUGAAAAAGGUUUCUGCAUGCGAGGGGAUAUGUGCCCCUUUGAUCACGGCAGCGACCCAGUUGUUGUGGAGGAAGUUAACUUGCCCAAUAUGCUUCCCUUCCAACCUCCGCCCAUCCCGGGUGUGGAGCCACAGCCACCACCGGGCCUCCCACCCCCACCCCCACUCAUGAAUCCCCCACCAGUGAACCUGCGCCCACCCGUGCCCCCACCGGGCACCUUGCCACCUAGCCUCCCACCUGUUGCAGGUCCCCCUCCACCUCUUCCGCCUUUGCAAGCCUCAGGCAUGGAUGCUCCACCCAACUCUAUCACCAGCUCUGUGCCCACCAUUGUCACCACUGGGAUCCGCUCCUCACUCCCCCAGGCAUCAGGCCCACUCUUUACCUCUGACACCUACGAGCCAGAUGUAUACAACCCGGAAGCCCCCAGCAUUACCAGUACCUCCCGGCCCAUCUACCGCCACCGGGUCAAUGCUCAGAGACCAAACCUAAUAGGCCUCACCAUGGGAGAGAUGGACCAUCCUCAGAGGGAUAAGAUGUCAAAUAACAGGGUUGUGAUGGAGUCUGACUCCAGGAAAAGACCUGUCGGGCCUCAUGAUAGCAGCAUUCCCCCCAAGAAACCUUGGUUUGACAAACCCAACUAUUGCAAGCCCAACCAUCAGGGUUACCAUAAGAGAGUCCCUUUCAAUUCCCCUAACACCAAGCUACUAGUCCGGCAGAUCCCGCAUGAGCUCAACAACAUCAGCAAGCUCAAUGAACAUUUCAGCAAGUUUGGCACCAUUGUCAACCUGCAGGUAGCCUAUCGAAAUGACCCAGAGGGGGCUCUCAUCCAGUUUGCUUCCCCUGAUGAAGCCAAGCGAGCUAUGCAGAGCACAGAGGCUGUACUCAACAACCGAUUCAUUAGGGUACACUGGUAUCGUGAGGAUGGAGGAGAGGGUCAAGGACAGGGGCAGGGUCAGACUCCAUCACAACAACAGCCACAGUCACAGCCAGGAGUGCCCCCAGCCACCACCUUGAAACAGUCUGUCAAAGAUCGGCUUGGACCCCUGAUUACAGCAAACUCUGAGCCCACCCAAGAUUCCAGCAUUGCGUCUCAGAAUGCUACCAAGACAUCGGUGAAGGAUCGUCUGGGAUUCUCUGCCAAACCAACACUUUCUGUUAAGAAGGUAUUUACAACCUCCACAGGGUUGACCAAGACUGUAUACAAUCCUGCUGCCUUGAAGGCAGUUCAGAAGACCACCGAGGAAGCCCUGAAGAAGAAACAGGAAGCUUUACGACUGCAGCAAGAUGUAAGGAAGAAGAAGCAGGAAAUCCUGGAGAAGCACAUUGAAACACAGAAGCUGCUGAUCUCCAAGCUGGAGAAGAAGAAAGCAAUGACGCCAGAAGAGAAGUCAAAGACAAUGGAGACCUGGAACGCUCUGACCAAGAGCAUCACUAAACUGCAGGAGGAGAUCAUGGGAAUCUCAAGUAGCAACAACCCACCACGUACAGCCAAGAGCAAAGCCCAGGCUCAGAAGGAGCUGCUGGAUACUGAGCUGGACCUCUACAAGAAGACUCAGGCAGGAGAGGACACUGCUAAACUGAAGAUUAAAUACACCCAGCUGCAAAUUGAGGCUGCUAAAUGGGGUCUCCUAACACCAGGAAGAGGUCGGGGGGUUCAUGCCCGGGGCAGAGGAUCCCUCAGAGCACGUGGAAGGGGUGCUAGAGGGCGAGGAAGAGGUGUGCCACUGCAUGCUGUGGUGGACCAUCGACCACGAGCUUUGGAAAUUAGUGGGUUUACAGAUGCAGACCGGGUCGAGCUGCUGCCACACUUUGCUCAAUUUGGUGAGAUCGAAGACUGCCAGAUUGAUGAACACACCUUAUGUGCAACCAUCACUUACAGGACCAGAGCUGAGGCAGAGCAGGCAGCAGUACAUGGUGUGAGGUUGAACAACCACAGUCUUCAUCUGGCUUGGCAUAAGCCUGUUAUGACCCUAAGGACAGCAGACGCAGAUGAAGCAGAGCCAGAGGAUGAUGAGCGUCUCAAUAUUUCUAGUGCCAUUUGUUCACUUGAAACCAUGGAGAGAAUUUACCUCAGGCUUUAUUCUCAAACCAGUUCCAGGAAGAGUCGCUGAGUGAUGAUGCGUUGCUCCAAGAUGAUGACGAGGAGGAAGAUGACAACGAGCCUCGGCCCUGGCGCAGAUGAAGAUCAGCAGAACAGUCUCUUGGGUUACAUUGGCAUAGAUGACGUGCAGCUGACGCUACAAGUCAAGUCAAUUUUAUUUGUGUAGCCCAAUGUGACAAAUUUGCGACUUUUCAAUGCCUGAUUUUAAAAUAGCUAGGCACAUUUCACUUUGGCUAGUCUUCUUUUUUUCCCUGAAAUAUGUACUGGCAAAAGUACCAUGUGUAGUUUUGAUUCAGUUUAAUGUGUAUACCCCUUUCAACAAUACUGUUUCUUUUCUUAAUGCUCUUAAACUGUAGAGAUGGUUUGAUACAUUUUUGCUAUUUUGGUUCAUAAAACAUGGACUGGUUCGAAAUGUGACAUUCAUUCAUUCAGUAUCCAAACCGCUUAUCCUUACUCAGGGUCGCGGGGAUGCUGGAGCCUAUCCCAGCAGUCAUUGGGCAGCAGGCGGGGAGACACCCUGGACAGGCCGCCAGGCCAUCACAGGGCCGACACAUUCACACCUAGGGACAAUUUAGUACGGCCAAUUCACCUGACCUACAUGUCUUCGGACUGUGAAUAUGACAGUAGAUCAGAUUAUGAUGCAGACGUGUUAUGUUUAAUUCUUGGUUUGAGUUGUCAGAAAACAUUACAAAUCUGUGUAACAAUACUGAAGGAAAGACCAUAGAGUUUGCUGAAUAGUAUUAGACCACUGGAUAGUUGCUCAUGUGUAAAUAUUUUAUGUAUGGGUUUUAAUGAUUGGUAUGAUGGCUUUGCUUCUUAAUUUUUUUGGCUUUACUUUGGACUUGUGUAAAAAAAAAAAGAAAAAAAAAGAAAAAAUAAAGAUUUGAAAUGGUCUGGGGAAAAAAUGAUAGCUGCAACAAAAUGUAUAUUAAAAAUAUUGCAGCAAUAGCAAAAGAAUAAUAAUUGUGGGAAAAAACAGCUGAAAAAGACCAUUUCAAAAAAAAAAAUAACUUAAUUUUUCACAAAAGAGCGAAAUUCCUGACAAAAAAAAUCCCUGUUACAUCCACAUUUUUUGAUAUGGUAAGCGAAGGUAUUAUACAGUAUCACGUCCUUUACCAAGGUAAGAGAGCGCCGCAUAAAUAUCUACAUACAGUGUUUGUGAUGGUUUUUAGUUUCACCAUUAGCAGUGCAUGCUCCUCAGAAUGCAGUAUUUCAGUAUGCAUGCUAGACGUGGGGGAAGACAUCUGUUUCUCCUUGCAGGAGCGUGCAGCAGAGUUAAAACCUUUGUGUUCUUCAUUUUGCUCACAGGAGCAGUGUGGCAACAAGACCUUAAGUACGCCUUACUCCACGAGGCCUCAGCGCCGUCAAGACUGAAGACUUUUUAUGACUCGCUAAAAGUUUUAUUAUGUAUUUGCUGUAAAUAUCAUUUUCCUACAUGUUUUUACAUACUCAACCCUGUGUGAAAAAAACAGAACAGAAAUGAGAAUAUA